AUGGCUCCCUUUCCUGUUCUCCUCCAUCCAACUCUCCUGCACGCGGCGCGCGAGGGCCACUGUAGCCUGCAGCGGCGAACAAGGCGAGGCGCGGCAGCGGCAGACCUCCUACAGACGCGCCCGGUGGUGCUCAGGUGGAGGUCUGGUGGCCCCCUUCGCGCGUGCAGGGUGCAGGUCCAAUGGCCCCCUACAGCGCAUAGGGAGGAGAAGACAGUGGUCAGAGCUGAUCUCAUCGGCAGCAAAUGCAAGACGGCCAUAUUGUCGGCCGUCGCCACGCUAGAAGGGAUCAAGUCCAUGGACAUUAACGACGAGAACUGCACGCUGACGGUGGUCGGGACGGUGGACCCAGUGGCCAUCGUGCUGGAGCUCAAGAAGGCGUGCCUGGCGGCGGCGAUCGUCAGCGUCGAGGACGACAAGCCUAAGGAGCCCGAGCCGCCCAAGGAGGACGUACGAGGAUCCCUGCCAGUGCCGAGAGGCAUGUGUGGAGGCCUGCGUCGAAGCCUGCGAGAAGGAGUGCGUGCCUGGAUGCUACUGCUCACCAUGCGUGCUGCCGAACUGCUGCUACUACACAGCACUCAGGCCUGCGCCGUAUGGCUAUGGCUGGUACUACCGGUAGCUUUGGUGGGAUAA
This is a messenger RNA of Miscanthus lutarioriparius, 630 nucleotides long. NCBI's taxonomy places the organism in Eukaryota, Viridiplantae, Streptophyta, Magnoliopsida, Poales, Poaceae. The record is from the annotation of a GenBank genome assembly.